Phanerochaete carnosa HHB-10118-sp is the source of this 1925-nucleotide messenger RNA. RefSeq lists its product as uncharacterized. Lineage: Eukaryota; Fungi; Basidiomycota; Agaricomycetes; Polyporales; Phanerochaetaceae. Gene Ontology annotation, molecular function: oxidoreductase activity, acting on the CH-CH group of donors. The transcript is spliced from 9 exons. The coding region runs from base 1 to 1818 and encodes 605 amino acids. The record is from RefSeq and is a predicted model, not a curated record.
AUGCGUAUCGAGGAAGGAUUCCAGCAGACCCCGUACACUGAACCCAAUGCGUACACGACCGACAGCGUGCUGCCCAGCCUGCUGAAGCGGCUUCUUCCCGCGGAUGCGCUGCGCGAGGUUGAGAGCGACCUCGUGCGCUUCGGUGGGGAAGGCCUCGCUGAGCUCCGUGAAAUGAAUGCAAAGGCCGCCGAGCCGCAGCUCAUACAGUACGACAACUGGGGCCGGCGCGUCGACGAGCUGCGGACGUCCGAGGGCUGGCGUGAGGUCAAGGCAUAUCUGCAACGUGAGGGUAUCCCCGGCAUUUUCUACGAGAGGCGCUACGAUGCGCACAGCCGUGUGUACGGCUUUGCGAAGCACCUACUCUCGUCGGGCUCUUCGAGUGUGAUGUACUGUCCGCUGGGGAUGGCGGAUGGUGCUGCCAGAGUUUUGGAGUUGAGUGGUAGCCCUGCGACCAAACGCGACAUUCUGCCACGACUCAUCAGCCGCGACCCCGAGAUAGCGUUCACAGCAGGACAGUGGAUGACUGAGCGCCCGGGGGGUUCAGACGUCUCACAGACAGAAACGGUUGCCAGACCCGUACCUGAUGCCACAAGCCCGUACGGUCCCGUGUAUAGCAUCGACGGCUUCAAGUGGUUCUCGAGCGCGACGGACAGCGACGUCGCGGUUGCGCUCGCUCGCACAGGCUCAGUCGCUUCAGGUUCGCGUGGACUCUCGCUCCUCCUAAUUCCGCUGCGACGACCGCUCAUCCGGCCGACAAACGAACCGCGGCCGUCUGCGCUGACGAACAACAUUCGGAUCCACAGGCUGAAGAACAAAGUGGGGACAAAGAUCGUACCGACCGCGGAGCUCGAGCUCGCCGGCGCAGAGGGCUACCUCAUCGGCGAGCCGGGCGCGGGCGUGAAGCUCAUUGCACCUGUGCUGAACAUUACGCGCAUGCACUCGGCGGUGACGUCGAUCGGCUCGCUCCGCCGCUGCAUCGCAAUUGCGACGGCGUUCUCGCAUGUGCGAAGGCUUCCCGGAAAGGAAAUGCUCAAUGAGAAUGUGGUCCAUGUUGCGGAGCUUGCGAAGGCAACCGUCGUCUACCGCGCGCUGACACACAUGGUCUUUGGCGCGGUGCUGUUGCUGGGCAAGACGGAGUGUGGUGUCGCGACGGAAGAGGAGGCGAUGCGGUUGAGGCUGUUGACACCCGCCGUAAAGUCGUUUGCGGCUGACCGGGCGAGUUAUGUUAUGGAGGAGUGUAUGAGUCUUCUUGGCGGGCAAGGAUACAUGGAAGAGACUGAGUUCGGGACGAUCAUCAAGGAUGCUUGGGUUGAGAAAAUCUGGGAGGGAACCGCUGCAGUCCUCGCACUGGACAUGAUCAGAGCGACAUCCAAACCAGGUGUCCUAGGCGCAUUUGUCUCCUGGGCAAACUCGACCAUCUCCUCCUGCCCUACUGAGCUCGCUCGACGGCUAUCAGUGCCCCUCGAUACUCUUCGUAAGGGGCUGAACGAGAUACACUCGACCUACACUACACGCUCCAUCACGCUUGCGUUACGCCCGGCACUGAUGCUGUUCUCGCACGUCACUUCCGCUCUAUACCUCCUGGAGCAUACCGUUUGGGCACACGCAAAUAGCGAGCCCACCGCUGAGACCGAUAUCGAGGUCUUCCGCCGGUGGGUCCAAGAGAACGGGCUGGAUCAAGCGAUGCAGGACGUGCAGCGCGCGAAGGCUGCCAAUGCGAGCAGGCCAAAGGCCGACACGCAGAUCGUGUACGGAGCUGGUCCAGAGAGGGAAUCGCCGAAAGCGCACCUGGCCGAGAAAGUGACUGCACAUUUGUGAGACCAGCAGCUUAAAGCUUGGAUACCUUGAUAUUGCAUUGUAUAUGAUACUUUGUUCACAAAAGUCUCAAAGAGCAUGCCACGGCCGAUACCGAUGAAAGGAUCUGU